This is a messenger RNA of Prorocentrum cordatum, 1377 nucleotides long. The record is from the annotation of a GenBank genome assembly. NCBI's taxonomy places the organism in Eukaryota, Dinophyceae, Prorocentrales, Prorocentraceae.
AUGGCUGUCUCGGUGCGCACGCAGCGCCAGUACGUCAUGGAGCUGCAGGGGUUCGUGGACUUUGCCUACCUGCGGCAGCUGCGCACCACCACGCCCGCGCUCACCGACGCCGCCCUGGUAGAGAACAUGAACCACAUGUUCUUCCGGGGCGAGCAGGCGUUCAGGGGCGAGAAGCUCCUCGCCGCGGUGAUGGCCCGCUCACCCGAGUUCUCGAGAGUUGGUAUCAGCAAGAUGCCAAGAGCCUGGCGUUGCCUGAAGGGAUGGAGGCGCCUGACUCCAGGGCGCUCCCGCAAGCCCGCUCCCCUGCCGGUCUGGUGUGCCAUCGCGGUGGAGUUCGCAAGGCGUGGCAUGCUGGCCAUGGGGCUCGCCGUGAUGAUCGGAAUCAGCUGUUACCUCAGGCCCUCGGAGCUCCUCAACCUCACCUCGGACAACCUGGUGGCUCCAGCCUCGCCUGUGUCGCAGUACUGGAGCCUCCUUUUGCAUCCUUCGGAGGGGGAGAAAAUGAGCAAGACGGGGGAUGCGGACGACUCGCUGAUCAUCGACUCAGCCUACAUGCUGCCGUGGGUGCACGACUUCCUCCAGGCCUUGAAGGACAAGGGCGGCCGGCUGUGGUCCUUCGACUAUCUUACCUUCUUGGCGGGGUUCAAGACUGUGGGCAAGAUGCUGGGCAUGCCGCACCUUGUACCCUACCAGAUGAGACACUCAGGGCCGUCGAUAGAUCGCCUCAAGCCGGACCGCAGCCAGGAGGAGUGUCAGAAGCGCGGAAGGUGGAAGAGCUGGAAAAGCCUCGUUCGCUACGAGAAGAGCGCCCGCCUCGGAAGCUUCUGGAACGAGCUUCCUGCCGACGUACAGGCGCACAUGCGCCUGUGCGAGGACCAGCUCGUCGAGUUCCUCUGGUCGCCCGAGCGUGCCCCAAAGGAUGGCACCUACAUGGCCGACCUGUUCUCCGGCUCGGGCAAGGUUGCUCGAGCGGUGAUGCAACUGGGGUUCUCCGCCAAGGCCUGGGACAUCAUCCACGGCCCCAACCAUGACAUCACCGACCCGGGUGUGCUUAGGCUGCCGCUCUCGGACAUCCGUGGCGGCAAAAUCUUCGCCGCCAUGAUUGCCCUCCCGUGCGCCUCGCUGACUAUCGCUCGAGAUAGGACCUUUCAGAUACGUUCACGCACUCAACCGUGGGGGACCGACCUUACUGAUGCUACCGAUCGUGACCGAGCCUCACUCGAGACUGGUAACAAGAUACUUCGGGCUGUACUUCGCAUUCUUAGACAUCUCAAUCGUUAUAAGAUUCCUUGGAUACUUGAAAAUCCGUCAACGUCCCGCCUGUGGUUCAUUCCAGAGAUACUUGCUCUGUGCAAUCAGGCACGCGCUGACUGGUGA